This is a messenger RNA of Coturnix japonica (Japanese quail), 2344 nucleotides long. It is a transcript of the gene TMEM255B, whose product is annotated as transmembrane protein 255B. The record is from RefSeq and is a predicted model, not a curated record. NCBI's taxonomy places the organism in Eukaryota, Metazoa, Chordata, Aves, Galliformes, Phasianidae.
UCCCGCCCGCACCCCGCGUCCAGCCGCGGCGGCAUCGCGGCUUGGAGCGGAGCCGCCCGCGGAGGAUGAUGGCUCCGGCGACCGCCCCCACGGUGGGGGGCCCGCUGGCCCUGCUGGACCCCACAGGGCAAUUUGCAAAAAGGAAGAAGACCUCACUUUGGUUCACAGUCUCUCUACUGGUGGUGUCGAUUUUCAUACUGACCAUAGGUCUGGCAGCUACAACAAGAACAGAAAAUGUUUCUGUGGGAGGCUACUACCCAGGCAUCAUUCUUGGCUUUGGAUCUUUCCUAGGGAUUGUUGGCAUCUACCUGGUAGAGAACAGAAGGCAAAUGUUAGUAGCCUCCAUCGUGUUUAUCAGCUUUGGCGUGGUAGCAGCAUUCUGUUGUGCAAUAGUUGAUGGAGUGUUUGCAGCACGGCAUAUAGAACCUAGACCUUUGUAUAACAGAAGAUGCCAGUAUUAUUCAAGUGGAGUAGGAUUCCUAUAUGAUGCCUACCAAACAGAGGUGACAUGUUAUACCUUAAACACCAGGUGCCAGCUGAAAGUUAAGAGUAAUACAUGCUAUUGCUGUGACCUGUACAACUGUGAGAACUCAGAGCAGUCCUCCAGCUACUACGAAUUCCUUGGCGUGAGCAGUUGUCAGGAUGUGGUUCACCUGUAUAGGCUGCUGUGGUCCUCCACAGUCCUGAACAUCAUCGGGCUGUUUCUGGGGAUCAUCACAGCAGCCAUUCUUGGAGCAUUUAAAGACAUGGUACCUAUGUCCCAAAUUGCUUUUAGCGCUGCACCACCUCCUCAGAUCCUGUACAACCCUGCCCAGCAGAUCCUGACAUACGCUGGAUUUUGUCCUUCUGCAGCAACAAUUUCUACAUAUCCAUCCUACCCGUUACCCCUUCAGGCACUUUAGGCCUGAACCUGAAGGGAGCUGAGCACAACUCUUCUGAUGAAGCCCAUGGACUGGCAUGCGUUGGCAUGUGAGGGGAGGAGUGAAAUCCUGACCCUCUUGAGAUAAAUGGCAAAACUUGGCUUAAAGUAGUAGUAGGAUUGUAUCCAAAACCUUAGUCCCUGGAUGCAUCCUUAUGUUUGAACAAACCCUGGUCGUUACUCAGCAUGGGCUGUUUUCCUAAGGUCAUUUGUCACGCCUCUUUCCAGCCAAAGCCCCAUUAUAACUAAGAGAGCUGAAAAAGCUACAGGGAGACACAUGCCUGUGAUUUUUUUGUGUAAGAGAAGUCUGCAUUUGGCAUAACAAUAAGACCCUUCAGUUAAGCAAGUAUUACAACUCUGAGAUCAGUUAAAUGUCAGUGAUGCCUGAAGACUAGCAGCUCCAUAGAACUUAAGCAGCCAGUUUUGUGCCGGGCCUCACCCAGGAAACCUGCAGAAAUUCCUGUUCUGUUGCUUAGCUGUACGCACAAUAAAAUGACUUGGGUUACAGAUGGAAUCUGUAUUCUUUCACUAUAAGCUGUAUUUGCUACCCUUAAGCAGGUGUUUGGAGAGUUACGCUGCAACACAAGAGAAAAUUAACCAUAGGGGCAUACUGGAUAAUACUUUUAUGACAAACAACUCAGAGCUACAAAAUGGGGUCUUAAUUGUUUAUUGAAGAAAAUAUUUUUCUUUGUCUACAUACAGCCUGCCAGCAAUUUUCCAGGAACAUCAUCUACUGACAUUUCUUUAUCAGAAGAAACUCAGCCUCCAUCUCAGUCCAGCUCCAGCUACGGUCUUCCCCCCAAUGCUCCACCCCUCUAUGCACCAACUUACUUCUUGCCUGGAGAAAAGCCUCCACCAUAUGCUCCGUAGGACUGAGUAUUUAUUUUAGGUAGUUAGCAGGCAUUGUUUUUCAGAACCCUUUGGAAACCCUGUGCUGUGCAGGCACUAAUUAGAACUCUCCAAGGAACCCACUACAGAGUGUGUUACAGCCACUCUGCUUUUAGGCACAUCUCACUAAGCAGAGCAGAAACCUGCAAGUGUCAGGGCAGGCUCAUCACCAGCGGGGUGACAGGUCACCACCCAGUCUGCCUGCGGUCAAAUGCAGUACUGCUUUCUGCUUACCACCAGUCCUUUCCUUCUCCAUAUACUGCAGAGUGGUUUUUCUUCAAGAGGAGAAUUGAAGCAAACAACUCUGGAUAUGUUCUCUGCUUUCAUAAACCAGCAUAGGAGGGUUUUAGUCUGUGUUGUCUGAAUGAGCAUUCCAGAGCCCUACAAGUUAAUUGCUUUGGGUAAGAAGAAACUUGGUGUUUGUUUGCUUGUGUUAUUUAUUUAAGAACCCAUUUUUUUUUUGUGAAAGCGUUGUACCAAUAAAAAAAGUGUGUCAAUUAUUUUCCAAUAAAAUUGACUGUGUAUAUUUAUGCCGUA